AUGGUUAUUAUUUUAGAGUUCAGCAUUCUUUUUUUUUCGUUUGAUCUUCUGAAAGCAGACUUCUUCUGUCGUCUGGCCGUAGCUAUAGAGUUUUUCAACGUAUCUACCCUGUUCGUGGACAUGCACAGUUCAUUAGUAAAUAUCUCAGUUCUCACCAGCGCUAUCAUUCGCUUUUGUUCUAUCUCCGCGCCGUCGAAAUUAUUGCACCGCUGCCGUAGACUUCUGAGGCGUGAUUUACCCCUCCCCAUCUACAUCGCCCGCAGAACCAAGAAAAAAAAAAUAAACGUAGAAUCACUCGCUGGCAUCAUCGUCAUCAUGGUUAUUUUAUCCUUAAUCAUUAUCCAUCAUCGUCGAAAAGCAUCAAACACAUCACGCUCUCUCUCUCUCAUUCCUUCUCUCAGUUCCUCACUCCUUACUUACUUACUCUCCCUCAUUCUUUCCUUCACUCUCUCUCUCUCUCUCUCUCUCUCUCACGCUUUCCUUCACGCUCUUACUCCUUCACUUCCUCCCGCCCUCAAACUUUCAUUCACUCUUUCACUCCUUCCUUCCCGCGCUGACUCCUCCCCUCACUCACUAAAUAUACACUCAUCAAUCCUUCACUCUCUCUCUCACGCUUUCUUUCUCUUACUCCUUCCUCCCUCCCUCCCUCCCCCUCCCUCAAUCUUUCAUUCACUGUUUCACUCCUUCCUUCCUGCGCUGAGCUCUCUCACUCUCCUCCUCACUAAAUCUACCUCAGUCAAACCUUCACUCUCUCUCUCACGCUUUCUUUCUCGCACUUACUCCUUCCCUCCCUCCCUCCCUCCCUCCCUCAAUCUUUCAUUCACUGUUUCCUCCUUCCUUCCUGCGCUGACUCCUCUCACUCCUCUCCUCCCACUAAAUCUACACUCAGUCAAACCUUCUCUCUCUCUCUCACGCUUUCUUUCUCGCACUUACUCCAACUCCUCCCUCCUCCCUCCCCUCCCUCCCUCAAUCUUUCAUUCACUGUUUCCUCCCUUCCUUCCUGCGCUGACUCCUCUCACUCACUCACUCACUAAAUCUACCUCAGUCAAUCCUUCACUCUCUCUCUCACCUUUUCUUUCUCACUUACUCCUUCUCCCUCCUCCCUCCCUCCCUCCCUCAAUCUUUCAUUCACUGUUUCCUCCUUCCUUCCUGCGCUACUCUCUCUCACUCACUCACUCACUAAAUCUACACUCAGUCAAUCCUUCACUCUCUCUCUCACGCUUUUCUUUCUCACUUGCCUCCUUCCUCCCUAUAUCCCUCCCUCCCCUCCCUCAAUCUUUCAUUCACUGUUUCCUCCUUCCUUCCUGCCUGACUCCUCUCACUCCUCCUCCUAAAUCUACACUCAGUCAAACCUUCACUCUCUCUCUCUCACGCUUUCUUUCUCGCACUUACUCCUUCCUCCCCUCCCUCCCUCCCUCCCUCCCUCAAUCUUUCAUUCACUUCAAUCCUUCACUCUCUCUCUCACCUUUCUUUCUCCUUACUCCUUCACUCCCCUCCCUCCCCUCCUCCCUCCCUCCCUCAAUCUUUCAUUCACUGUUUCACUCCUUCCUUCCUGCGCUGACUCCUCUCACUCACUCACUCACUAAAUCUACACUCAGUCAAUCCUUCACUCUCUCUCUCACGCUUUCUUUCUCGCACUUACUCCUUCACUCCCUCCCUCCCUCCCUCCCUCCCUCAAUCUUUCAUUCACUGUUUCACUUCUUCCUUCCCGCGCUGACUCCUCUCACUCACUCACUCACUAAAUCUACACUCAGUCAAACCUUCACUCUCUCUCUCACUUAUUCUUUACCCCUCAAUCACCCCCUCACAUACACACUUUUCCCUCACUCAUAG
Messenger RNA from Acanthosepion pharaonis, 1833 nucleotides. NCBI's taxonomy places the organism in Eukaryota, Metazoa, Mollusca, Cephalopoda, Sepiida, Sepiidae. The record is from the annotation of a GenBank genome assembly.